AUGGAAGGCGCAUCUAAAGGAUCCAACGAAAUCGUAACAGAUAGUAAACAUCUGGAUCUCACCUUCAAAUCAUUUUCUAACAAGUUCUUGAAAACGACAUCCCUGCAUGUACUGGACAAUAUUUGCUCCAAUAGUUCACCUAAGGUUGGUCGAUUCGUCUAUUUGAUCAUUUUGAUCCUACUCAUAUUAUUAUCCUCGUACUACACCGCAGAAAUCUACACGAAAUGGUGUAACUCUCCAGUCUUACUUGCAGAGAGCACUGUAGGAAUACCUAUAACUGCAGUCGCUUUUCCGGCAAUCACUAUAUGUAACCUGAACCAGGCUAAGCGGAGUGUUGCGGAGAAAAUUGAGAGACACACCUGGGAUUAUAUUCGUUUGAAAGUUCUAUGCAAAUUCAACACUGAUGUCAGUUUUCUGAACGAAACCAAAGCAACCCAAUGGACAGCUUUUCGUGAAUUCAUCCUGAAUACCAUACAGACUUGCGAAGAGAUGAUUCUGGUCUGCCGUUAUGGCUCUGUCUCGUUAAACUGCAAUGAUAUCUUCGAAAUGAUUCUUACCGAUCAAGGAGUUUGCUGCAGCUUUAACGCACUUCAUCCUGAUUUUGUUUAUACAGGAAAUAGUAUGGAAAAGGUACUAGAUAAGGACAAAAAUUAUAGUAUUCGAACUCCUGUUCGCUUCACGGCCGAACACGGAUAUCAGCCUAACUUGCCGGAAGAGUUCUAUCCGAGAAGGAUCCUUGGCACAGGCGUUGCAAUGGGGUUUAGUGUAGUCAUAAAUGCAUCCUUAAAUGAGUAUUAUUGUUCUUCUUCACGGAAUUCGGGUUUCAAGAUCCUUUUACACGCUUCAUCGGAAGUUCCGCGCGUAGCUGACUAUGCACUUUUAAUACCCACGAAAUACGAAAGCAGAGUUGAAAUCAAACCUGUAUAUCGCACCACAGCAGAAGAUGUCCGUAAACUGCCAGUAAGGGAUCGUAAUUGCCUCUACAAUUCAGAAUCCAAUCUGAAGUAUUUCCAAGUGUAUUCAUCGGUUAAUUGUGAACUGGAAUGCACCGCGAAUAUCAUGGAGGAAGAGUGUGGAUGCGUCCAAAUUUAUUUGCCGAAAAGGUCAAACGAAACGCUAAUAUGUGGAUUGAGAGAUAUUCAAUGUGCACAAAGAGUCGAGAGGGAAGUCAUCAAUCUUGUCAAGCCAAAAGGGAAGUGCGCCGAGUGCCGUUGGAGUUGCUCAUAUUUUGACUUUCCGGGAAGUGCAUCGCGAAGUAGACUCCUUCCAAAGGAUCCAAUGCUUGAUGAGCUGUUCCCCGCAGGAUACAAUAUAAAUGAAUUGUCCGUAGUUCAUUUUUAUCAUAGUCACAGGAGGAUGAGCGUUACAAGAAUGGAAGCCUAUUUGGGAUUUCUUAACUUUUUCUCAAACAGUGGAGGAAUUUACAGUUUAUUCUUGGGAUUCAGCAUACUCUCGCUCAUUGAACUUGGAUAUUUUGCAGUGCUAUUAUUGGUGAAAGUUAUCAAAUGGCAACGAGAAAGAAAGCAAACUGAAACCGCUAUGAAGUCACUGCCCAAAAUUAUUUACUGCGUUACUCAAGAAGAUAUUCUUGCACAAAAGGUUAUCAAUGGACACACUGCAAGCAAAUAUAUGCAUUUAUAA
Messenger RNA from Hermetia illucens (black soldier fly), 1641 nucleotides. Its product is annotated as pickpocket protein 28-like. The coding region runs from base 1 to 1641 and encodes 546 amino acids. Gene Ontology annotation, molecular function: ligand-gated sodium channel activity. The record is from RefSeq and is a predicted model, not a curated record. Gene Ontology annotation, cellular component: membrane. Lineage: Eukaryota; Metazoa; Arthropoda; Insecta; Diptera; Stratiomyidae. The transcript has 8 exons. Gene Ontology annotation, biological process: sodium ion transmembrane transport.